This is a messenger RNA of Soboliphyme baturini, 843 nucleotides long. The record is from the annotation of a GenBank genome assembly. Lineage: Eukaryota; Metazoa; Nematoda; Enoplea; Dioctophymatida; Soboliphymatidae.
AUGGCUGUCAACAUCUGUACGACGUCUCCGAUAUACCUGGAUUACAAUGCGACAUGUCCGGUUGCUCCUGAGGUUUGUGAAUCGAUAGCCGUGGCGCUUGCCGAUUACUACGGAAACCCAAGCAGCUUGUACGACAUUGGGGUCGCUGCCAAAGAGGCCAUUCAAAGUGCGAGAAUUCAAGUGGCGCUGAUGAUCGGCGCCCGCAACGUGUCAGACAUUAUCUUCACUUCCAGCGGAACCGAAGCCAAUCACAUGGCCAUAUUGUCUGCAAUUGCGAACUUCAAUAUCAUGAAUCGCAGACGAGAGACGUCACGUAUACCUCAUGUUAUCGCGUCGUCAAUCGAGCACCCGUCGGUUAAGAAGCAUCUGCAACGCCUAAUGGCUGCACGAGUCUGCUCAUGCACAUUUGUUGAUCCAAGACCGUUUUCCGGCCACAUUGAAGUCAGCGACAUUAUGCUUGCUGUCCAGCAAGAUACUUGCCUGAUUUCCGUUAUGCUGGCCAACAACGAAACUGGUGUUUUGCAGCCUGUUAAGAUGCUUGCUGAAAAAAUUCAGAACACAAACCGUUUUCGGGAGAACAAGAUCUAUAUACAUACGGAUGCUGCUCAGGCUAUCGGCAAAAUCGUUGUCGACGUGAAGCAGUUGAAGGUCGAUUACUUGACCAUUGUAGGACACAAGUUUUAUGGCCCACGAAUUGGAGCGCUUUACGUUCGUUCGUUAGGUUCGCUUGCUGGUGCUCCCCUGUUGCCAAUAUUUCAUGGUGGCAACCAGGAAAAUGGCUUUCGCGCAGGGUCUGUUUCGAUUCAGCGUUGCUUGGACACUUUACGUACGAGUACUGUUUAG